Messenger RNA from Coturnix japonica (Japanese quail), 1697 nucleotides. It is a transcript of the gene ORC6, whose product is annotated as origin recognition complex subunit 6. Gene Ontology annotation, molecular function: DNA binding. NCBI's taxonomy places the organism in Eukaryota, Metazoa, Chordata, Aves, Galliformes, Phasianidae. Gene Ontology annotation, biological process: DNA replication; DNA replication initiation. Gene Ontology annotation, cellular component: nuclear origin of replication recognition complex. The record is from RefSeq and is a predicted model, not a curated record.
AGCCGGCGAGCUGUGUGGCGGGUCGGGAGCCGCGCGGCGCGGGUAGAACGAGCGGGAAGAGAGAGCGGGAGGAUGGAGCGGGGAGCGGUGCGGGACAUGGCGGAGCGGCUGGGGGUCGGGGAGACACGAGUCGUCAGGAAGGCCGAGGAGUUCCUGCGGCUGUCACACGUGCGGUGCUCGGCGCUCACCGCGCACGUCCCCGCCACCGGCCUCGCCGUGAUGUGCCUGGAGCUGGCGGCUCGGAGCGCCAAGCAGCCCGCACACAAGAACUCUUUUAUUCAACUGUCCGGAUUGAACAAGACCGCGUACCAGAGCUCCAUGAGGGCCCUGGAGUGUUUGCUGGGGCUGAACGCCCGGCUGGGGAUGCGCGAGCUGGCGGUGCAGUUCUGCUGCACGGAGGCGGUGAACGCGGCGUCAGGAAUCCUGCAGAGGUAUGAAUCCAGCCUCCCUGAAGCACAGCAAAUGGACCUUGAUUUCUCAAAACCACUAUUUAUAACAGCCGCGCUAUUCACUGCCUGCAGGUGCUUGAAGCUGAAAGUGGACAAAGCUAAGAUGCUGGCUGUAUCUGGAGUGAAAAAAGCAAUAUUUGAUCGUCUGUGCACUCAGAUGGAGAAGAUAAGCCAACAACUCAGCAAAGAUGAUAUUUCAUUAGCUGCAGAGACAUCUGAAACCCUGCAGACUGACCUGGAGCAGUGUGAGAAAGAAGGUUCUGAAGAUUAUGAUGAUGAGAUUCCAUGUGAACAGCCAAAGACUGAAACAAAGCAAGACUAUGAAGAAUGGAAAAGGAGAAUCCUGGAAAACGCUGCUAAGGCACAAGAGACAAAUAGUGGUACUGCUUCUACAGUGCCACCUUGUAAUAUCACUACUGCUUGCUCAUAAUGUUAACAGUCCUUUUUGCCCUUAACAAUUCCUGUAGCAUAGAAGUGAUUUCUGGCUGGUAUUCAGCUAAUUUUAUCUUUUGAGCUUGUUUUUAAAUGUUAUUUUUAGUAAGUGACAAUUGAGGUUUUUUUUUCAAGAGGAUGUUUAAUUAUUUGCCAGGCUGGUACUUGAGCAGAUGUAGCAUUAGGUGGCAGGAUAGAUUCAUUUUUCUUUCUACAAGAAGCAGGUGAUGCUCCAGUACAAUGUUAAAUGAGAAUAAAUGUUAAGUCAUGUGUCCUUGUGCCUCUAGGCUGGCAGUAAUCAGUGAAAAAGAAUAGGAAGAGACUAAUGGUGCCUUGUUAAACAGCAAAAACAACCGAUGAAUUCAAGACUGACUAUUUAAAAAUAAAACCACCAUAUACUUAUUCACCAUAAUUUUUAUGCCUGUGUAGGACUGAAGUCUCUUGUGUAUGUAAGGGGGCCCAGCUGUUCCAAGAAACAAUAAAUCAGAGGGAAAAGCUCUGGAUUAAGACAUGCAUUUUUACACACAUGCUUGUUAUGUAAAAUAAGACAGGAGGACUCAUCUGUGGAAGAUACCCAGGGAACAAGGAUUUCAAACAGUGGAUGCUGGGACACAGACUUCUUUUUUGUAUGUUAGGAGCAUAAGUUUCAACUGAAGAGUGCCCUGACCCACAGGUCUUAGAGGCAACUUCUAUCAUCCUAUACUUUCAUCCCACCUAUCCAGACUGUGACUUGAACUGUUUUUGAAAGAAAAUGACAACUUUUAGAAGUCUGGGACUUGCAUUACUAUAAUAAAAUCAGUCCAAUUCUGAUGCCCA